Molecule: messenger RNA, 875 nt
Organism: Aspergillus neoniger CBS 115656
Lineage: Eukaryota; Fungi; Ascomycota; Eurotiomycetes; Eurotiales; Aspergillaceae
Product: ubiquitin-conjugating enzyme E2
Exons: 4
Coding region: 102-575 (157 amino acids)
Biological process (GO): protein polyubiquitination; proteasome-mediated ubiquitin-dependent protein catabolic process
Cellular component (GO): nucleus
Molecular function (GO): ubiquitin conjugating enzyme activity
Source: RefSeq, a predicted model, not a curated record
CUUCCCGACAAGGCUGGCCGACUAUCACCCACCAGAUCUUCCUUGAGCAGUCUCCAAUAAACCGACUGUCACUUCUGCCUUGAAGAGGCGCUCUGCCCACCAUGUUUGCCGGCAAGCGCCUGAGCAAGGAGCUCCUAAAGAUGAAAGACCACCUUCCCCCCGGGAUCACAAUCGUCAAGUCCGAAAACCUCGAGGAAUGGCAAAUGGACAUCAAAGUCCUCGACUCCAACCCGCUCUACCAGAACGAGACGUACCGACUCAAAUUCACCUUUAGCAAUAAGUACCCAAUCGAACCCCCCGAAGUCCAAUUCAUCGAAUGCCCACCCACCUCCGACCACCCCCGCCCGAUCCCCAUCCACCCACACAUCUACAGCAACGGCAUAAUAUGUCUCGAUCUGCUCAGCUCGGCAGGCUGGUCACCCGUACAGACGGUCGAGAGCGUCUGCAUGAGUAUUCAGAGCAUGUUGACCGCUAAUUCGCGCAAUGAGCGACCUCCCGGUGAUAGUGACUUUGUGUCGUAUAAUCGGAGGAGACCGAGGGAUAUUAAUUUUCAUUAUGAUGAUGAUAAUGUAUAAUAUUUCAGGGCACUGGGGGGGUGAAAUUAUUGGUGGUGGUUGUUGCAUUGAUAUUGGCGCGUGAUCUUGAUCUUCCAUUUUCAUUUUACAUCAUAUUCAAGUUCCUCUUUUGAUUCGCUAUUUGCUUUGUUUUGCUUGCUUGAUGCUUAUCAAGGCGAACAAGGUGUUCAACUGGAUUUCGGAUGGAGCGUUGGUAUUAUGCAUGAAAUGCAUUUACGCGUGGGAUUUAUUCUUUCUUGUUUACUCUUUUUCUCUUUACACAGUUACAUCUCCUGUCUUAUAUAUUACAACAUACAUGCA